Heterobilharzia americana is the source of this 808-nucleotide messenger RNA. The record is from the annotation of a GenBank genome assembly. NCBI's taxonomy places the organism in Eukaryota, Metazoa, Platyhelminthes, Trematoda, Strigeidida, Schistosomatidae.
UGUUAUCGUGUGGGGGCAUGCCAUAUUUACCUAACUACAAAAACUAGGUAAUAGGUUGCACUGAAAAUAAAUUCAAGAGCUUUAUCCGCUUCCUUUGCAAAAAUGUUUUAGGCUCCACAUCAAUGACGCCCAUACACUUACUUUCCAUAGGGUAGCAGUCUUUAUUCUUGAUUGAACCAAAUGUUUUACCGGCGGUAAUCAUUACGAGACGCUUUCAGCAAUGGAAAUUUGUGUAAAGAAACGAAGAAUUGUAUUGAUGCCUAUCGAUGGUAGUGGACAUUCUUUACGUGCAUUUCAAUGGUAUUUAGAUAACCUGAGAAAUGAAAAUGAUGAAUUACAUUUCGUCUUAAUUAUUCAACCUAUUUUCGCAACACCAACAAUUGAAUUGGCCAUGGCUUCACCUCCAGUAACCGACAUCAUGCAAUCAGUGCAAGAGAACAUUGAAGAUGGGAAAAGAAUUUUGAAAAAAUACUUACUGAAUGCAAACAAUCUUGGCAUUGUCUGUCAGGCUUUUAUCCAUGUAGGUACUAAACUUGGCUCACUACUGGUGAAAAUAUCUCAAGAACAAAAGACAAAUCUUAUAGUUAUGGGGACAAGAGGACUUGGAAUAAUUGGUCGUACAAUACUGGGUAGUGUAACAAACUAUGUAUUACAUCAUGCUAAAACACCACUAGUGGUCGUACCUCCUCCAGUAAAACAAUAGAUUAUGCUAAUCAGUAACGUUUUAAUCCUUAUCUAACUGGUGGUAAUUUUUAACGAUACUGUAUGUCAUUGUUUGCAUAUACGAAUAUAAUUUCUUAACUGAUCA